Metarhizium album ARSEF 1941 is the source of this 1251-nucleotide messenger RNA. RefSeq names its product Oxysterol-binding protein. Gene Ontology annotation, cellular component: membrane; intracellular membrane-bounded organelle; cytosol. Gene Ontology annotation, biological process: exocytosis; endocytosis; maintenance of cell polarity. The coding region runs from base 1 to 1251 and encodes 416 amino acids. Gene Ontology annotation, molecular function: oxysterol binding. NCBI's taxonomy places the organism in Eukaryota, Fungi, Ascomycota, Sordariomycetes, Hypocreales, Clavicipitaceae. The record is from RefSeq and is a predicted model, not a curated record. The transcript has 2 exons.
AUGUCAUCUUCUGCAUCCACAUCUGCGACGCAGGCCAGCAGUGGAAGCUGGUCAGCCUUCCUGAAGUCGAUCGCCUCUUUCAACGGAGAUCUCUCGUCUCUAACAGCCCCGCCGUUCAUUUUGUCAUCCCAAUCUCUGACCGAAUUCUCUUCAUAUUGGGCAACGCACCCCCCAAUCUUCACCGCUCCUGCUGCCGAGUCUGAACCCGCCAAACGUGCUGUACUCGUGCUGAAAUGGUUUCUCACAACACUCAAGCAUCAGUAUGCCAGUAGAAGCGAACAGUUUGGGAACGAAAAAAAGCCUCUGAACCCGUUUCUUGGCGAGCUAUUCUUGGGCAAGUGGACUGAUGAAGCCGGCGAGACCACACUCAUCUCGGAACAAGUCAGCCACCACCCACCCGCUACUGCUUAUUGCAUUCGCAACGACAGGACGGGAGUUCAGUUGGAAGGAUACAAUGCCCAAAAGGCCACGUUUAAAAGUACCAUCAUUGUGAAGCAAAUUGGUCACGCCGUGCUGACAAUCCCAGUUGGACCCAGCGAUGAGCAGAAACAUGAACGCUAUCUUAUUACACUUCCAUCUCUCCAUAUCGAGGGGCUUAUUUUCGGCGCACCAUUUGUCGAACUGGAUGGGUCAAGCUACAUUAGUAGCUCAAGCGGCUAUACUGCCAAGAUCGAUUACAGUGGUAAGGGCUGGCUCUCGGGUAAGAAGAAUAGUAUUGUCGCUACUCUUUAUCCCACUGGUCAGGAGAAGGAAGUGUUAUAUAACGUCACAGGCCAAUGGACCAAAGAAUUCGAGAUAUAUCAAGGUCCCGCAAAGAAGAACUCAUCAGUCACAUUGUUUGGUACAUAUGACGCUGCCGGCACUGCCCAGACUGAGCUCAAAGUUGCUCAGAUAGAUGAUCAGUAUCCUCUCGAGUCUCGUCGGGCUUGGGCCAGAGUUGCCAAAGCUAUUCAAGCCGGUGAUAUGGAUACAGUCUCAGUUGAAAAGGGAAAGAUUGAGAAAGCCCAGCGAGAUUUGCGAAACAAGGAGCGAUCCGAGGAGCGGACUUGGGAGCGACGUUAUUUUUCUUCCGUGACCCAAGAUAAGGUUCUACAAGAGCUAGGUGAUGCUGCCGGGGUUCCUUUAAAUGGGGAACAGGAUAAGACAGAUGGCCUGUGGCGAUUCGAUCCAGAGAAAAACGCUAAGGCUUCUGCCGAGAAGCUCAGCAGUGCGCAAGUACAGGAAAUCGAAAAACAAGUGCUUGGACAGUAG